Messenger RNA from Xylaria bambusicola, 1761 nucleotides. Its product is annotated as Vps51/Vps67-domain-containing protein. Gene Ontology annotation, cellular component: EARP complex; membrane; GARP complex. The record is from RefSeq and is a predicted model, not a curated record. Lineage: Eukaryota; Fungi; Ascomycota; Sordariomycetes; Xylariales; Xylariaceae. The transcript is spliced from 2 exons. The coding region runs from base 147 to 1052 and encodes 301 amino acids. Gene Ontology annotation, biological process: lysosomal transport; Golgi vesicle transport; endocytic recycling.
CCUUCGCCAUACUAUGUAGUGACCAGUAUGAAGUUAUCACAAGAGAGGCAUUCGGAAACAACUUGACUCUAACCAGUUUCAUAAUCAAGUUAUCCUGCGUGAUUCCUGUUAGUUUUCACCCAGUCACCGACUCUAGAUAAUCCGCAAUGUCUACGAUUGCUAGUCCUCGUGAACCACGGCGUCUCAACUCCUUGACCACACCGACAUCGUCCGCGCGUCCUAGCCUUGACAGCACUCGUUCGCCUGUGUCAUCCCCAAACCCCAACAGCUCCCUAGCUGCCCCAAAUGCAAACCCUAGGAGAAGCCGAGCUGCAUUGCGCGAAUACUAUAACCUACGAAAAGGAGCUGGCGCUGGAACCGCGACACCACCUCAGGUCGAGGUAACGGAUGCUACCGGUGGAUCGGGACUUCUCGAGCACUCGGAAGUCCCCCCAAGCGAAAUAGAUAAGGAAGGCUUCGAUGCCGACGCGUUUGUCAAGAAAGCCCUUGCAGAGAAUGGCAUGCAGGACCUGCUGCGAUUAUACACUCGUGUAUUGGGGGAGACACGGGCCCUCGACGCUGAGAAGAAAGCCCUAGUGUAUGAUAAUUAUAGUAAACUGAUCACUGCCACUGAAACAAUACGAAAGAUGCGUACAAACAUGGACCCCUUAAACCCGAUGGCGUCAACACUUGAUCCCGCGAUCGCAAAAAUAUACAGUCAAGCUUCCGAAAUACGAGACUCGCUUCGAAAAUCACUACCAGAGCCCACAGAAGCCACGAGGGCUGAGGAUGAGGCCCGCCAAAGAAGAAUCCGGACCCGACUGUUAGCUAUCGAAGUUCUAGACACGCCUGACAAACUACGCGCGCUCGUGGCCGAAGGUCGAUUGGAAGAUGCGAGAGAAGCCUGGAAAAUGCCCAAGAAGCUGCUGCUUGUCUGGAAAGAGCAGGGUUUUGGAGGCGGUGACGUCGACGAAUGUAUAACAGACGGGGAGGCCGCCAUCCGCGGCGAGGCUAGUAAAGGAAACUGGCGAGAGCGUCGCAGCCCUGAUAUCCAGAGUAAUCCUGAAGACUGAUUCAAGUCUAAACUGAGUAUUUCGAAUCCGUCCACGCAUAUGAUAUAGGAGACGGUACCUCAACGUUGGCCAAUGCGCAACAUCGCUACUGACGAUCACGAUCACGAUCUCUGGGUCCAACAACACCAAUCUCAAAUUCUAUGCAUCCUAACUGCACGAAGGAUUUAAUUGAUGUUUUCAUCUACAUCUAAGUCUACUUAAUUGCGAGGAGGCAUCACAAAUUCCCGACAACCGCUCUGUUGAAUGCUCAAGCUAGACCUCGAACAUCGAUGAUGUCGAAUGGAUCUUUAUCCGCGCUACUCGUGAGCACAACCGCGUUCCCGUGACCGAAUUCCUUAAGUCGAGCCUCCAGCUGUGGCUUGAGUCUCUGUUCUAGGAACUUUCUCUCCGAGUUGCUGUGAAAACAUGUGACCACAAUCUGGCCGAGUUGCGUAUGUCGGAGUGCAUAAUGAUGAGCCAUUUCGCCUGUCACUAGCACUUGGGCGUCAGUAUUCUUCAGCACAUCUGCCCCCGAUCCAGCGCAAACCGCGAUCUUGGUGAUGACUUGAGUCUUUGUAAGAUCACUCAAUGUCGGAGGAAGGGCUACCAUUAGGUAUUUCUGUCCGCCGAUACCGAUAGAGAGUCGUUUUAGCAGAGUCUGAAGUGUGAUGGACUGGCUCAACUCAAACGCACGACCAUACCCGACUUGUUGGCCUUGAAGGCUUUGAGG